Vicugna pacos (alpaca) is the source of this 3742-nucleotide messenger RNA. Lineage: Eukaryota; Metazoa; Chordata; Mammalia; Artiodactyla; Camelidae. The record is from RefSeq and is a predicted model, not a curated record.
CCCCAAUAGGAUCCGGUGGAGGGAAGCCGGGCAAACUCAAGCACGCACACACCACUGGGAGAUCAGAUCUUCUAGCUGGCUCUCUGCUGCCACAGCUCCACCGAAGGGUGGGGGGAAGCGGAGGGAGGCUUGUCGGAGACUAAACCCCUCUGGAACCUAGAGGAGAGGCAGGUGGUGCAGGUGCAUCAUCUGGAUCAUGAGGUCAUCCUUCUACUGGCUCCUCCCACUUCUCCUCAUCUUGGCCUCAGAGGCCCAAGGCCAGGCAACAAGACGACCAAGACCCAGACCAAGGCCCCGGCCCAGACCCCGACUCAGGCCCACACCCAGCUUUCCUCAGCCCGAUGAGCCAUCAGAGCCUACAGACCUGCCUCCUCCCCUCCCACCAGGCCCUCCGUCUGUCUUUCCUGACUGUCCCCGGGAAUGCUACUGCCCCUCUGAUUUCCCAUCUGCCCUCUACUGUGACAGCCGCAACCUUCGAAAGGUCCCGGUCAUCCCAUCCCGCAUCCAUUACCUCUACCUGCAGAACAACUUCAUAACUGAGCUCCCACUGGAGUCCUUCAGGAAUGCCUCCGGCCUGAGGUGGAUCAACCUGGACAACAACCGAAUUCGCAAGAUAGACCAGAAGGUGCUGGAGAAACUGCCCAGCCUGGUGUUCCUCUACAUGGAGAAGAACCAGCUUGAAGAGGUGCCCUCCGCCCUGCCCCGGAACCUGGAGCAGCUGAGGCUGAGCCAGAACCAGAUCUCCAGAAUCCCACCCGGCGUCUUCAGCAAGCUGGAGAACCUGCUGCUCCUGGACCUCCAGCACAACAAGCUGAGUGACGGCGUCUUCAAGCCCGACACCUUCCAGGGCCUCAAGAACCUCAUGCAGCUCAAUCUGGCCAACAACAUCUUGAGAAAGAUGCCACCCAAGGUCCCCACGGCCAUUCACCAGCUCUACCUGGACAGCAACAGGAUCGAGACCAUCCCCAGUGGGUACUUCAAGGGCUUCCCCAACCUGGCCUUCAUUCGCCUUAACUACAACAAGCUCUCAGACAGGGGACUCCCCAAGAACUCCUUCAACCUCUCCAACCUGCUCGUGCUCCACCUGUCACACAACAAGAUCAGCAACGUGCCUGCCAUCAACAACAGGCUGGAGCAUCUGUACCUCAACAACAACACCAUAGAAAUCAAUGGGACCCAGAUUUGCCCCAAUGAUGUAGUCGCCUUCCACGACUUCUCCUCAGAUCUGGAGAACGUGCCACACCUCCGCUACCUGCGGCUGGAUGGGAACUACCUGAAGCCGCCCAUCCCGCUGGACCUCAUGAUGUGCUUCCGCCUGCUGCAGUCCGUGGUCAUCUAGGCCUCACUCCACCCCUGGAGCGCCUCCGACCGCACUGGAGUGCGGUGGUCCAGGCGCCUGUGCCCAUCAUCUUUUCUCUGUCUCCUCUUCUUGCUCCCAGCUUUGCCUUUCUUAUCGCAUCUUCCUGAGGCAGGGACAAGAAGCUGCAGCUUCUAGAGCAAGACUCCUAAAGGCUUGAUUUGGUCCACCCAGCUCAAAGACACCCCCUGCACACCCAGAUUUCUGGCCCCACAAGCACAGAUGUGUGUCUAAAGAUUUCAUAUUCUCUUCUCUCUCCUCUUCCCCUCACCACUCCUGGGUAAGUCUGGGCCAUGGACUGACAUCUGGAUCUUGGUCCUGGUUAAAGCAAACAGAAGACGGUCAGGGGCAGCCUGGAGGUGAGGUUUGGAAAGUCCUGCUGGAAACCCCUCAUCGUGGGCAACUCUGGCCCCAAAAGGCCGAGCGACCCGGGUCCCCUUGGCCAAGGAUUCCACCUCCCAAAACUGCCGCUCCACCGCCCUGUUCACUGGCUCCAGACGUCUCACCGGCUCUCUGCCAGCCUGUGUUCUCCAGAAGAAAGUGCAAGGGAACAGCCGAGGGAGGGUGGAGGGUCAGGGAUUUGCACAAGGGCCUGCAUCCGGCUUUCUCUUCACAGGAACGAGAUGGGGCCCUUCUCAGCACCCAGACUCCUGGAUGGGCCUCUCUAUUCCAAGAGUAAGAGCAGGGAGGAACAGUCAAGAAGAAGGAUGACUCAAAAACCUAGGAAUCAGCCAGUGGGAGAGGGGUGGGAGUCAGGGCCGCAGGGUGGACCCUGGUGAGUGCAGCCAUCUUUCAGCAUCCUUGGCCACUCUGGACAGGAGCCCUGAUGCCCUGGGGAACACAAUGUCCACAGUGGAGGGUACAGAGCCACCAACCUCGCCCCACCAUCUGUUCUCUAUCAGUGGGGAUGGCCCAAUCCUUUCCACUCCCGGGGAAGCAGCUCCCACGCAAGGGGCGGAGCACCUGGAAAUCUCCCAGAAGCCUCUGCCUCUCAUGCAGAUCAGCUUCUCCUUCUAAGACAGACACAGCAGUGACACCUGGUGGUCGGUGCAGGUCACAGCUGGCUCCUGUCUUGCUCCACAUCUCUCACUGGUGUGAUUUUCCAACGUCAAGGAGUUGGCCUCGGGUUCCAACUUGAGACCCAUGGGCCAUGGACAUGGUCUCUAUCUCCUCUGGGGUCUAAAUGGGACAAAGAUACGGGGGCCUCAAGGUGGGGGGGCCCUGAUUACCAUCAUGGAUGAGCGCAGGUGGGGAACCUGCAGGAACCCAGGUGAGGAUACAGUUUGUUCCCAUCUGCUGUCUGACCUUGCGGGUCCCUUCUGCUCUCGGCUUCCAGAUCUGUCAACGAUGGAGGUGGAUGAGGCCCCUCCAAGGACGCUCCAGCUUUCCUGCUCCUGUAUGCAGCUCCACCCUUUAGACCAUGCUCUGAUGCAGGAUUAUUCCCUUCCCUUGCAAUAAUUUAUUCCCUGUAUGGGCGGUCCUUCCCUCUAAGUUCCCACGCUCCCCACUGGCCUGGGUGAGCACUGUGACAGCCCCCAGGUGGAACCUGGGUCCGGCAGGGCUGACUCACCUCCGCUGUCCCCUUCACUUCCUCUCGGAGAUGCUGCCCCUCUACAGAGCCUUGAGUGUAUGAUGGUGGGGGUGGGGGUGGGGAAUGUUCUAGAAAUGAGUAGGAUACAGGGCCCACUCUCAAGUUAGGUUGAGAAAAAGUUCAGAGGUUCUUAAAUUGGAUUAAGCUGGGUCCCCGCUUCAAGAAAUUCCUGUUAUACUAUUUUCCACCUCUCUCUUUUGCUAAUUUACAGAACAGGGGGCCCGUUUCAUCACAGCCUCCUUCCCCCAUGCUCCCAUACAACUGCUUCAUUCCUUCUAGCGCAGCUGGUUUCUCCAAGGCUCCUGCUUAAAGUCAAUAUAGUAUUGUGGCUGGAAGCAACCUGGUGCGAUGGCCUGGAUAAGCCCCCUUUCCCACAAGCUCCAUGGGCUCCCCGGGGCGGAGGAGUCAUUCCCCUGCUCCUGCAAACCUGAACAGUUUUCUUUCAGCAACGCAAUCAUCCUCAUCCCACUGCCCCGCCAGAAUAUGUCUGUCUCCUCCAUUGCUCUCUGCAGCUGUAAACCAGAGGAAGCUACAUUGGCUGUACAGCAUCGCCACCCUCACCACACACAAAAUGUGCUGGUUUCCCUUGGAUUUAAGGAGGCCCCCUCCUCCAUACACAAAUUCAUUCCUUCAGUGCUGUUGGCAUUUGCAUAUACAGGUGUGCAAGUAAGUGCAUAUGUGUACUCUGUACAUAUAUCUAUUCAUUCUUACAGACCACGUUAACUUUGUGGAACAACUUUACAUUCCAACACGCUUCACAGCAGAGGAAAUAAAGUAAUAUGAAAAAUACCCAA